CCAACAACUGCUCGACACAAUAAGCCAAAUCAAUCAAGCAAUUUACUUGCAAAGCAUGUCAACGCUAUCGACGAUAAACAUCACGCCUUCCUAAUAAAAUGUGAUGGUGAUGCAGAAUCUGGAAAGCCCGCGACCCCCAACUUUGUAAAUAUGACAACUCGCCUCGCAAAAACAAACAGGCAUGAAAUUACUGAAAAACUGACAAUAAAGAAAUUGGAGAAAAAAAUCCUCUGCAUGUUAUUUGAAUCCAAAGAACAUUUCAAUUCUCCAGAGCUUUUACAGCUUUUCAUUGAGUUAAAGGACGCAAUUAGAUUGGAUCGAUGCAUAAAACCUAUUUUGGUCAUCAUCUAG
This is a messenger RNA of Funneliformis mosseae, 351 nucleotides long. NCBI's taxonomy places the organism in Eukaryota, Fungi, Glomeromycota, Glomeromycetes, Glomerales, Glomeraceae. The record is from the annotation of a GenBank genome assembly.